Messenger RNA from Echinococcus granulosus, 261 nucleotides. RefSeq names its product Collagen alpha-3(VI) chain. Lineage: Eukaryota; Metazoa; Platyhelminthes; Cestoda; Cyclophyllidea; Taeniidae. The coding region runs from base 1 to 261 and encodes 86 amino acids. The record is from RefSeq and is a predicted model, not a curated record. Gene Ontology annotation, molecular function: serine-type endopeptidase inhibitor activity. The transcript is spliced from 2 exons.
AUGACCAUGCUUGCUCUUCCAGCUCUCAUGCUACUUUGUGUUGCCAGCCUCAUUCAAGGCAAAAGCGAGUACUGCAAGCAACCGAUUGUAAAAGGAACUUGUGGAUCCCGAUUAGUGUCGUGGGCUUAUAAUGCUGCAACGGAUCGUUGCGUGCGUUUCAUCUACAGUGGUUGCGGAGGCAACGACAACCGGUUCAGAACUAGUGGGAUAUGCAAACGCGCCUGCAUUGAUCUUCCAGAAAAGAAGAGGAAAAAAAAAUAA